AUGGGUUCCACUCUCCCUCAGACUAUGAAGGCUCUUCGCUAUGAGAAGCCAGAGUCGCACAGCAUCAUCGAUGUCCCAUUGCCUGAGCUCCGUGACAACGAUGUCCUGAUCAAAGUCAAGGCCUGCGGUGUCUGCGGAACCGACUUGCACAUCCACGAGGGUGAAUUCAUCGCAAAGUUCCCUCUCGUCCCCGGCCACGAAACAGUCGGUGUCGUCGCCGCCGUCGGCCCCAAAGUCAAGGGCUUCGACAUCGGUGACCGCGUCGUCGCCGACAACUCCGAGCUCUGCGGCGAGUGCUUCUACUGCCGUCGCGGCGAUGAGCUUUUCUGCGAGCACUUCGAGGCCCACGGUGUCACCAUGAACGGUGGCUUUGCUGAAUACUGCGCAUACCCUGCUGGCAGGGUAUUCAAGAUCAAGAACCUUUCUGACGUGGAUGCCACGUUGUUGGAGCCGGCCAGCUGUGCCGCGCAUGGUUUGGAUAAGAUUGCGCCCAAGAUGGGGUCAUCGGUGUUGUUGUUUGGAGCUGGGCCGACUGGUUUGAUCCUGGCUCAAUUGCUCCGCCAAUGCGGUGGCUGCCGCGUGGUUGUUGUCGCGCCUGAGGGACUGAAGAUGGAUCUGGCCAAGUCGCUGGAGGCAGGUGACGAGUAUGUUGCGCUGUCGCGACAGGAUCCUAGCGCACAAUUCCAGAAGCUGAAGGAGGAGAACCCCUAUGGGUUUGACAUUGUUGUUGAGGCCACGGGUAGUGUUAAGAUCCUGGAAGACUCGAUCAACUAUGUUCGCAGAGGUGGUAAGUUGGUCGUGUAUGGUGUUUAUUCCAACAAGGACCGUGUGUCUUGGCCUCCUAGCAAGAUCUUUGGUGAUGAGAUUACCAUCCUGGGUAGCUUCUCUGAAGUGUACAAGUUCCCUGCGGCGAUUGAUUACCUCGACUCUGGCAAGGUCAAGGUCAAGGGCAUCGUCAACAAGACGUUCAAGAUUGAUCAGUGGGAGGAGUGUCUGGAGGCGAUGAAGAACAAGACGGCCAUUAAGGCGGCGAUUACUUUUGAUUAA
This is a messenger RNA of Aspergillus neoniger CBS 115656, 1047 nucleotides long. RefSeq names its product zinc-dependent alcohol dehydrogenase family protein. Gene Ontology annotation, molecular function: oxidoreductase activity; zinc ion binding. Lineage: Eukaryota; Fungi; Ascomycota; Eurotiomycetes; Eurotiales; Aspergillaceae. The record is from RefSeq and is a predicted model, not a curated record. The transcript is spliced from 6 exons. Bases 1 to 1047 code for a protein of 348 amino acids.